Hemibagrus wyckioides is the source of this 974-nucleotide messenger RNA. Its product is annotated as C-C motif chemokine 3-like. The coding region runs from base 148 to 450 and encodes 100 amino acids. Gene Ontology annotation, cellular component: extracellular region. The record is from RefSeq and is a predicted model, not a curated record. The transcript is spliced from 3 exons. Gene Ontology annotation, molecular function: CCR chemokine receptor binding; chemokine activity. Gene Ontology annotation, biological process: G protein-coupled receptor signaling pathway; neutrophil chemotaxis; cellular response to interleukin-1. Lineage: Eukaryota; Metazoa; Chordata; Actinopteri; Siluriformes; Bagridae.
CACCUAAACACCCAAACCACACUCUCCCACUCCCCUCACCAACUAUAUAAACUGAAGAGUGGGGUGAUCUCCGUAAUAAUAUCAUUCUGCUCCUGACCGUCAAUAUCUUUAUCAUCAUCAUCAUCUUCAUCAACAUCAUCAGCAGUCAUGAUCUCUCGCUCUCUCCUGCUGGUUCUGCUGGGUCUCGCCUGCCUUCAGUCCUUCACAACAGCCCAGAAUCCAAAUGGACCAGAUCAGUGCUGUUUCAGAUUUCAGAAUAAACCAAUCCCUGUAAGAGUCAUUACAGCGUAUGAAGAAACAGAUAUUUGGUGUUCAAAACCUGGAGUCAUCUUUACCCUGAAGAACGGUGGUCAGCGGUGUGGAGAUCCCAGUGUCGAGUGGGUGCAGGAUCGCAUAAACAAAAUUGACCAGCGUCUGUUUGACAGCCUGAGCAAUUCUACAAAGAAUUAAUUAUUAAUCUCCAUUAAUAAGGAAUGAAUAUUUCUUUCACAAAAUGCACUUUUUAUAUAAUCAGACAGGAGGAAUAAAUCUUUUUCUAAUAUAUAUGAACAUAAAAUGAUUUAUUCUAUAAACUGCUGACAUGAAUUCAUUUAUUUUCAUGCAUUAAUUUCAUCUUAAGUUUCAGAGAUUUUAUUUUCUUCUUCUUCUUUUUAACAUAUGGCUGAUUGUUUCAUUCUCUGUUAAAAUUUUCUCAUUUUUAAUUUAAAAUGACCUGCAAUAUACAAUAUAAUUACAUGUUCUACCUUCUUUUUUCAACAUGUGUAUUCUUUCUCUCUUACUAGUGGUUUGAAUUGUCACAAAAUAGUAGAAGGCUGAAGGUCAAUAAAUAAUCACUGUAUUAUGAGACGUGUUUCUGGUUCAUGCAGAAGUUCACAUCAUCCACAUUUCUGUGUAUUUAUGUAGACUGACUGAUACAGAAAUAUACACAUAGAUAGAAAAGUGUGAUUCUAUGCAGUGAAGACAAAUAAAAGAAA